Molecule: messenger RNA, 378 nt
Organism: Ambispora leptoticha
Lineage: Eukaryota; Fungi; Glomeromycota; Glomeromycetes; Archaeosporales; Ambisporaceae
Source: the annotation of a GenBank genome assembly
AAACGAAGAUGAAGCACGUGCAAUGUCACAAAGUGUGCUCACUGGGCUAAACUGGUUACAUAAAGGAGGUUACAUUUAUUGUGAUAUCCGACUACCAAAUAUUCUCUUUAUUCCUGGUGAUGCAGAUUGUAAAUAUGUUCUUAUCGAUUUUAAACAUGCUAAUGUGGAUGGAUUAGUAACAUUUAAACGGUUGAAGGAUUGGGACAAUAAAACACUCACAGAGCAUAAUGAGUAUAAAAAAAAAUCUGAUUUGUAUCAAUUUGGAAAGAUGCUUAGAGAUCUUAAUAUGGUGAAUUCAGAAGCUGGAAAGAAAUUUUUAGACGGUUUGAGAGAUAAAAGCAUUAAUAUAAAAAAUGUACUUCGUUAUGAAUGGUUCAG